This is a messenger RNA of Neodiprion fabricii, 2921 nucleotides long. RefSeq names its product homeobox protein engrailed-1a-like. The transcript has 2 exons. Gene Ontology annotation, biological process: neuron differentiation; multicellular organism development; regulation of transcription by RNA polymerase II. Bases 274 to 1215 code for a protein of 313 amino acids. Gene Ontology annotation, molecular function: RNA polymerase II cis-regulatory region sequence-specific DNA binding; DNA-binding transcription factor activity, RNA polymerase II-specific. The record is from RefSeq and is a predicted model, not a curated record. NCBI's taxonomy places the organism in Eukaryota, Metazoa, Arthropoda, Insecta, Hymenoptera, Diprionidae. Gene Ontology annotation, cellular component: nucleus.
GGCACUCGGUCAAGUACCCAGAAAACGCUUAACAGUUAAACGAACGGCGGCGCUGCCGCUGGUACUGCUGCUAUUCCAACUGAGUUGUAACACUGAGGAGAUCCGAUUAUCGGUGAAUAUUGCGUAACGAAAUAUAAAGGAAAUGGAGUGAAAGUGCCGGGUACCGUGUCAAAUUUUCGAUCAUCGUUAACCCACCAGCGCCCCACCAUAGUAGGGUAAGGUACUCACUGUACCGUAACAACAACAACAACAACAACGACAACAACAAGAACCAUGAGCGUCGCAAUGGCAAUAUCGAUGGACUCCGGAUACGGAAUGCGGCUUUACGGGGUGCCGGAGAACCGGGGUCAGGAUGGACACCGGCAGCUUCAGGGUGAAAACCGGGAUCAGCGUCGCCAGCAGAUGACCGAUCAACCUCCGCUCAGGUUCAGCGUCCUCAACAUUCUUCAGCCCGACUUUGGAAGACAGGCGAUCCUCAGCACUACGCGGCCACUUCCGGUACCAAGGGACCUCAGCCUGACCUCGUCGGUGACGCGGCUGUCUUCGCACUCUCCGACAUCGCCGAGUUACGCCGGCAUCCACGUCUCCAGGGACCGGGACCGGGAACGGGACCGGGACGGCGUUUCUUCGGGUGGUCUCAGCAGGAGCGGAAGCCUCGAAAGCCUCGCGAGCAGCCGCAGCUCGAUGACCGGAUCAUCGGCGACCGGAACGCCGUCUUUGUCUUCGGUCGGUGCGGAAUCUGUGAACGGUGAGAGCGGAACUUCCGGUGGAACCACCGCCGCCUCCCAUAAUUCGGGGGCCUCUCAGAGUCUCUGGCCUGCCUGGGUUUACUGCACGAGAUACUCCGACCGGCCUUCUUCCGGUCCGCGAACGAGGCGAGUUAAGCGAUCGAGUACCGGAGACAAGAACGCGUCUCCGGAAGAAAAGAGGCCGAGGACGGCGUUCAGCGCCGAGCAGUUGGCGAGGCUGAAGCAGGAGUUCAGCGAGAAUCGAUACCUGACCGAAAGACGGAGGCAGCAGUUGUCGAGAGACCUUGGACUGAACGAGGCGCAGAUAAAAAUUUGGUUCCAGAACAAACGGGCCAAGAUCAAGAAGUCAACGGGGCAAAAGAACCCCUUGGCUCUUCAGCUGAUGGCUCAGGGUCUCUACAACCAUUCGACGGUCCCGGUUGACGAGGACGGCGAAGAAUUGAUCCCGGAUGAAAAAAAGUCAUGAAGACCUUACAACCACGAUCGAGUGUGGAGAGCAGCAGCGUUAAUUUCCAUUUCGGGAAAUCACGAUGAUGAUAAGAAUAAUCGCGAUCUUUGGACGAGAUAUGAAGCGAUCCUCUGUGAUUCGGUCUUUUCGCUACCUAAGGAUGAUCGAUUUUCCGUUCAAAAGACCCUGCCGAUUGAACGCCGUCGCUAAAUUCUUUGCACGAAGAUAUUUUCGAUGCAGAUGAACAAGAAUUUGAGCAAGCGGCAAUUAGGUUUGCCCUUGGAGGUCGGAUAUCAGUUUUGAAAGAAUGAUUUCUUUUCAACUUACGAUACAAAGAAGAAUAGGGAAAGAUAAUUUAAUAUACGUAUAUAGAUGAAUCGGCGAGAUAAGGAUUAAAAAAACAUUUUGCAAUAUAUAUUGGAAUGUAUAUAAAUAGCAAUAUUUUUUUUUUAUACAAAUCUUAAAGUUUAUUGAAGAAAAAGAAUGGAAGAAAAAAAAUACGAUAUUAAUUUUCUUUAUAUUCAAAAUUUUAUCCCACAUUACUGUUUUGAGUAGGAAAAAAAGAGAAAUACCGGAGAUUAACGUGUAGAUAUAACAUAUUGUAUAUAUACAAUACGAAUUGCGUAUAUUUGAUAGACUGAAAAACUGUAAAACGAAUUUUGUUUUGUUAUCUAUAAUAGAAUACCUAUUUAACGUGUAUAGGGUGAUAAUUUUGAGGUGCAGAAGGAACGAACGUAUGAUGGAUAAAAAAACGAGAGAGAGAGAGAGAGAGAGAGAGGGAUUUGAGCACCGUUCGACAGACUUGAUAAUUUAAAUUGAUAAACAUAUUAUAUUAUUAUCACUAUUAUUAUUGCUAUUAUUAUUAUUAUAUUACAUGCGUAAUGUACAAUGUACAUAUAUACUGAUAAGGCGUAUUUAUUUGCCCUGUAUAAAGAAAGGAGGAAGUGAAAAAAAAGCAAAAAGAUUAAGGAAAAAUAAAUUUAACCGAAAAGUUUGAGGGAGGGGGGGAAAAAAUAACUUUGUAAAUAUGCCGCAUAUUUAAAGGUAUACAUGUCCACUCGUGUACCGAUAAAUGACAAGUUAUACGAGUGUGGUUUGUGUACUUAUAAGAGGAUUAAGUAAUUACAUAUUACGUAUGUCACGAGACGUAUUAUAUUAUGCCAACGUUCAAUUCGCGAUUAUACGUUACAUGUGUGUACGGGAAUAGGUAUAGGUAUACCACUCGCGUCUACACGCGUGCAUGCGUUUUAUACACACUUGGGUCUAAUGUCGAGAGUUUAUAGCACUCGUCGCGCGAAACGAACGCAAGGAAAUUAUAUCCACACGGUCAACGUAAGCCCUCUAUUUGUGCAUGUGUACGUUGCAUAUUGUUACAAUAAUAUUAGUUUAUACAUACAUAUAUAUAUACAUAUAUAUAUACGUAUAUAUAUAUUUAUAUUUAAUAUUUGAAACGAUCUCAAUUGUAAAUACAGACAUUAUAUCGUACGCAACGUCGUUUGUACUUCGUAUAUAUAUACUCGCUUAGGUAUUACAUACUACAUACAUGUAGUACGUAUAUCACCACCGUUUUGUUAUUUCGUCGAGUUGUAAUUACAUCGUGAAACUUUUAGCGUACGUGUGUAUAUAUAUGUAUAUAUAUAGAUGUACCUGUAUAGGAUACGUGAUGAAUAACGAUCAUUAAACGAUAUACUGCAUACUGUUACAUUAAUUUGAAAAAUUUCUCU